AUGAACUUCAACAAGAUCUUUGUCUUUGUCGUUCUCAUCCUGGCAAUCAGCUUGGGAUCAGAAGCCGGCUGGCUUAGAAAGCUGGGGAAGAAAAUCGAACGCAUAGGACAGCACACUCGGGAUGCCACAAUCCAAGUUAUCGGAAUCGCCCAACAAGCCGCCAAUGUGGCAGCCACGGCUCGAGGUUGAAGAUCGGGGAGGAUUCCACAUUCAUAGACUGCCGGAAAAUCUUAUUUAUUUUAUUUUCUAAGUAACAAAUUUUAUUUUAUUACGU
This is a messenger RNA of Drosophila ficusphila, 274 nucleotides long. Its product is annotated as sarcotoxin-1C. Gene Ontology annotation, biological process: defense response to Gram-positive bacterium; defense response to Gram-negative bacterium; antibacterial humoral response. Gene Ontology annotation, cellular component: extracellular region. Lineage: Eukaryota; Metazoa; Arthropoda; Insecta; Diptera; Drosophilidae. The coding region runs from base 1 to 189 and encodes 62 amino acids. The record is from RefSeq and is a predicted model, not a curated record. The transcript has 2 exons.